AUGGGGACAACUAGAGACCACAUCACUGGAUUUGCAUGGUUCCUGAGGAUUAAAACUCAGGUCGUUACAUGUGUGGAGAGCACUUUCUCCAGCACCAUCUCAAGUCCACAUUUUGAUCUCUUGAAGCGACAUACUUCUGUCAUGUGUUGCACAUUUCACUGCCCCUUUACAAAUUCUCUCUAUCAGCUGUUUGCAGAAAAGUGGAAAAAAAAAAAAACAAGCAGACUUCAUGUUUUGAAAUGGACACUUUCCUCCUCCCCUCACACAGUUUUUUAUGGAUCAUGGUUUGAGCACAUCCGUGGCUGGCUGUCCAUUAGAGAACUGGACAAUGUCCUGUUACUGAGCUAUGAAGACCUGAAAAGGGACCCAAGGGGAACUAUAGAGAAGAUCUGUGACUUCCUAGGAAAGAAAUUAGAGCCAGAUGAGCUGGAUCUAGUUCUCAAGCACAGCUCCUUCCAAGCCAUGAAGGAAAACAACAUGUCCAAUUUUAGUCUCAUUUCAGAAGACCUGAUUACUAAUGGUUUGAAGCUCAUGAGAAAAGGCACAACUGGGGACUGGAAGAAUCACUUCACAGUAGCCCAAGCUGAAGCCUUCGAGAAAGUGUACCAGGAGAAAAUGGCCGGUUUCCCUCCUGGACUCUUCCCCUGGGAAUAAGUUCUCACAACUUUUAAAUCUUGUGUGGAUCCCAGUGUUCACUUUUCUGUUGGUAAUGUGGAUGGCUGAGUAGAGUCAUGAAAUAAAUCCUCUUCAAGGAC
Messenger RNA from Psammomys obesus (fat sand rat), 755 nucleotides. Its product is annotated as bile salt sulfotransferase 2-like. Gene Ontology annotation, molecular function: sulfotransferase activity. The record is from RefSeq and is a predicted model, not a curated record. Gene Ontology annotation, cellular component: cytoplasm. Lineage: Eukaryota; Metazoa; Chordata; Mammalia; Rodentia; Muridae. Gene Ontology annotation, biological process: sulfation. The transcript has 4 exons. The coding region runs from base 1 to 654 and encodes 217 amino acids.